Molecule: messenger RNA, 1383 nt
Organism: Heteronotia binoei (common prickly gecko)
Lineage: Eukaryota; Metazoa; Chordata; Lepidosauria; Squamata; Gekkonidae
Gene: INSM2
Product: INSM transcriptional repressor 2
Exons: 1
Coding region: 108-1382 (424 amino acids)
Biological process (GO): regulation of cell cycle process; neuron differentiation; negative regulation of transcription by RNA polymerase II
Cellular component (GO): nucleus; transcription repressor complex
Molecular function (GO): DNA-binding transcription repressor activity, RNA polymerase II-specific; RNA polymerase II cis-regulatory region sequence-specific DNA binding
Source: RefSeq, a predicted model, not a curated record
GGCUCCCCAGAGGUGCCGGAGGUAUAAAUGCCCGUCGGGCACGCCGAGCCGCCGGUGCCAGUUGAGCGCUGCGGUCCGGAGUGGCCGGCAGUUGCCCUCCCGGGAAGAUGCCGCGGGGGUUCCUGGUCAAGCGGAGCCGGAGGCCCGGCGGCUCCUACCGGCUGCGUCCUCCCGCUGCCCUCCUGGAGGAAGCGCCCCUCAGCCCCGCGCCUUUGGCGGAGCCGCCGCACCCGCACCAGCCUGAGGCGCUGCUGACGGCAGUCUGGGAAGUCGGAAGCUCGGACUGCGCUGCUGCUGCUGCUGCUGCUGCCCCGGACGCCGAGGAGCCCAAGCCCGGCGCCCGCUCUCCCGCCUCGGCCGAGCCCUUCCCGCCCAGCCUUGCCAUGGUGGCCGAGGAGAGGCUGCCCCCCCGCACGCCUGUGCCCCUGCCCGUCGUCCCGCUGGCCCUGCCCGCAGCCGCGCCUCUCUGCCCGCCCGGCGCGCUCAAGCGGCCGCCCCGCGCCAAGCCCCCGGCGGCGGCCAAGAAGCCCAAGGCGGCGCGCAAGCUGAGCUUCGCCGACGAGGUGACCACGUCGCCGGUGCUGGGGCUGCGGAUCAAGGCGGCGCCCGAGGGGGGCUGCGAGGAGGGGCCCCGAGCCGCCCGCCCGACGCUGCUGGGCGAGUUCGUGUGCCAGCUGUGCAAGGAGCCCUACGCCGACCCGCUGGCCCUGGCCCAGCACCGCUGCUCGCGGAUCGUGCGCGUCGAGUACCGCUGCCCCGAGUGCCACAAGAUCUUCAGCUGCCCGGCCAACCUGGCCUCCCACCGCCGCUGGCACAAGCCGCGCCCAUCCGCCGCCGCCGCCGCCGCCGCCGGCCCCGCCCAGGACAAGGAGAACAGCAGCCGCGAUCAGCACCACGGCGCCCGGGACAGCUCCUGCUGCCGCGACCCGCCCGCCGCCCUCCCCGCCCGGCUUGGCCAAGGCGGCCCCGGCGAGCUCUUCCUCUGCCCCUACUGCCACAAGACCUUCCGCCGCCAAGCCUACCUGCGCAAGCACCUGGGCACCCACCAGCCCCCCGGCUACCGCGCCAGCCCGCCCCAGCCCCCCCUGCCCUCGCCCCAGCCCCUCUCCUUCCCGUGCCACUUGUGCGGCGCCCACUUCCCCUCGGCGGACAUCAGGGACAAGCACCGGCUCUGGCACGCCGUGCGGGAGGAGCUGCUCCUGCCCCUGGGCCAGCCCGAGGGGGGCGGCGCCGCCCCCGGCCAGCAGCAGAUCUUCUCCUGCAAGCACUGCCCGGCCACCUUCUUCAGCUCGCCCGGCCUCACCCGCCACAUCAACAAGUGCCACCCGUCGGAGAACAGGCAGGUCCUCCUCCUGCAGAUGCCCGUCCGGCCAGGCUGCUAGG